Messenger RNA from Entrophospora candida, 882 nucleotides. The record is from the annotation of a GenBank genome assembly. NCBI's taxonomy places the organism in Eukaryota, Fungi, Glomeromycota, Glomeromycetes, Entrophosporales, Entrophosporaceae.
AUGAAAAAGGAUUCAUUGGCUGAUACAUCUUUGACCACAAUGGCAACAGAUGUCGAAUCAUUACCAAGGAUUGUAAUGAAAAUUCGUCGUACAUUAAAAGGUCACUUGGCAAAAAUUUACGCGAUGCAUUGGGCGUCAGAUCAAAGGCAUUUGGUAUCUGCUUCACAAGACGGUAAAUUGAUUGUAUGGGAUGCACCAACAACCAACAAAGUUCAUGCCAUUCCGCUAAAAUCUUCAUGGGUGAUGACAUGUGCAUAUGCACCAACAGGAGAUUUUGUUGCUUGUGGUGGUUUGGAUAAUAUAUGUUCAAUAUAUAAUUUGAAAACAAAAGAAGGUUCGGUCAAAGUUGCUAGAGAAUUGGCGGCUCAUACAGGUUAUCUUUCUUGUUGUCGGUUCCUCAGUGAUAGGCAAAUAUUAACAUCAUCUGGGGAUAUGACUUGUAUUCUUUGGGAUAUUGUUGCUGGUAUGAAAGUACUGGAUUUAUCGCUUUCUCCAAGUCAACAAAUUUUUGUUUCGGGUGCUUGUGAUGCCACAGCAAAAGUCUGGGAUAUUAGAACUGGACAAUGUGUGCAAACAUUUACUGGCCACGAAUCUGAUAUAAAUGCUGUACAAUUAUUUGACUUACGUGCAGAUAGAGAAUUGAACCAAUACACUCAUGAUCACAUCCUUUGUGGGAUCACAUCAGUUGCAUUUUCAAUUUCUGGCAGACUUUUAUUUGCAGGUUAUGAUGAUUACAAUUGUAAUGUAUGGGAUACAUUGAAGGGUGAACGUGUUGGUGUUCUGGCUGGUCAUGAUAAUCGUGUUAGUUGUUUAGGCGUAUCAGAAGAUGGUAUGGCUUUAUCUACGGGUAGUUGGGAUUCAUUAUUAAGGGUUUGGGCCUAA